AUGAGGGGUGCUACCAUCUUUUCGGGUUCGAGCUGCCCGAAUCUGGUCAACGCGAUUUGCCAGAGACUCGGGCAGAAGCCGGCGGAGGUCGACCUGAAGAAAUUCGCCAACGGCGAGACGUCGGUUGAGAUCAAAACCUCGGUUCGCGAUCAAGAUGUCUUUAUUGUGCAGAGUGGGAGCAGCCAGAUCAACGACAAUGUUAUGGAAAUGCUCAUCAUGAUCUCUGCCUGCAAAGGUGGCUCUGCCCGCAGUAUUACAGCUGUUAUGCCGUACUUCCCAUACUCGCGUCAAUCGAAGAAGAAGGCUCACCGAGGAGCUAUCACAGCCCGCAUGCUCGCGAACCUCGUCAAAGUCGCUGGCGUUAACCACGUCAUCACCAUUGACCUACAUGCCACACAGAUGCAGGGCUUCUUCAAAUGUCCCGUUGACAACCUCUUCGCCGAAACAAUCCUUAGCAAAUGGAUUCGCCAAAAUAUUCCAGAUUGGUUUGACAGCGUGGUGGUGAGCAAGAAUCCAGGUGGAACAAAGAGAGUGACGAGUUUGGCCGAUAGGUUGGGCUUGCACUUUGGCAUUGUGACCACAGACAGGAGAAAACCUAAGCAUCCGCCAAGCAUGAUGAGCUCGGCAAUAUUUGAAAGGCUGGGUGGAGACGGCACGAAUGAUCGCGAGGCUCUGGAAGAAGACGCAGAGGAAAGUCGACUGCACUCGCCUGACAAGAACAAGACAUCGCCAGAUCGGACGCAGCGCGAUCCUAAAGAGCGAGAUUGGGCAAGUCCCAAGUCAAAAUCGCCAACUCACGGGUCAGAAGGCGACGAUGACACAGACGAGCGGGCUAGAGAUGUCAUCACAGGCCGCCUCAUUCAUGGCCACAUUGUGGACGACGAUGUGCCUUCACCAUGCAUGUCUCAUUACUCCGCGAAUCGCAAUCGACAGUCCAGUGAGGAUGAGGAUGCAUCGGAGCAUAUGAUGCAGUCCUUUGUCUCCACAACGUCUUCUCGCUGGGGCGCUGGCAACGGCCAGGGCGGUGCCCUUGGCGGUACCGGCGAUGCAACACACUCCGACGAAGAGGAAGAAGAAGCUCUGCAGAAUCCAGAGAUCGAAACUCACGUCACACUUGUCGGUAACGUUCGUGACAGAUCGGUCAUCAUCGUGGACGAUAUGAUUGACAAGGCGGGGUCCUGGAUUGCUGCAGCGGAGACUGUGGUCAAGCGAGGGCAGGCAACAAAAGUCUACUGCAUGGCUACGCAUGGUCUCUUCGGCGGCGAUAGUUUGCAGCAGCUUGAAGAGUGCGACGAGAUCGAGGCGGUCAUCGUAACCAACGCGUUCCCUAUCCCGGAGGAGACCAGACGCAAGUCCCGGAAACUCAUUGUCCUGGACGUCUCUGGACUCUUGGCUGAGGCGAUCCGACGGAACCAUCAUGGAGAGUCUAUAAGUCAGCUCUACCAUAUCAUGGACUGA
Pseudocercospora fijiensis CIRAD86 is the source of this 1458-nucleotide messenger RNA. RefSeq lists its product as uncharacterized. Gene Ontology annotation, molecular function: ribose phosphate diphosphokinase activity; magnesium ion binding. NCBI's taxonomy places the organism in Eukaryota, Fungi, Ascomycota, Dothideomycetes, Mycosphaerellales, Mycosphaerellaceae. Bases 1 to 1458 code for a protein of 485 amino acids. Gene Ontology annotation, cellular component: cytoplasm; ribose phosphate diphosphokinase complex. Gene Ontology annotation, biological process: 5-phosphoribose 1-diphosphate biosynthetic process; purine nucleotide biosynthetic process; ribonucleoside monophosphate biosynthetic process. The record is from RefSeq and is a predicted model, not a curated record. The transcript is spliced from 5 exons.